AUGGUCCCUCUUCGCAGACCCUCCCAGCGCGGGCGGCGUAGCCUCGAACACGACCGUGAUCCCUUCGAAUGGCAGGAGGCGCCCGACACGCCCAUGAUGACCGCGACCUUCCCCAUCCACCCCCUGCCGUCGAUGCAGGCCGCCUUCGAGGAGUCAAUGCUUGACGCGACGGGCGAGACGGGCUUUGUGCCUUUCAAGACUCCUGGCAGAGGCGUCAAGACUCGCCAGCAAUUGCUUUGCAGGGAAGCUGAUGCCGAGGAACUCUCCUACAACUACACGUACAGCUGCCAUCGGCGUCAUCACCCCAAGCGCAAACACCACCCCUUGCUGAAGACAAUUGCCCAGAUCGUCUUCGGCGUCCAUCUGCUGCACCAGCACCUCGAGAAGUCGACCGCCGAUGUCGCCGAUAUUCUCCUGAAGCAUGUCAAUGAGCUCGACAGCUUCCUGCAGCGCGCAAACGAGGAUCUUGAGCAGAGCUUGAAGGACAUGCUCUUUCGGCACAAGUGCUUGCGAGUACCAAUGGAACACGUCAACGAAUUCGACCGCCUUCUCGAUGACCGCGCAUACCGUGCUUCGCUGCUGGACGGAAACAUCACCAUUGAACGAACCAUCAACCGCAUGUCGCAUUUGCUCAACGACUACCUUAUCGAUAUAAGCAUUUAUCGCGAUGCGAACCAAGAGCUUGAGCUCUACCUGCGCGAUAUUGGCGACGAAUGGGCGUAUCGCAAUGAAGACGUCGGGCGCAUAUACUCGGCCAUGUGCGGUAAUACAAGCGGCUGGGCCCAAUUCCUGCAGAGCUUAGUGACGAAAGCAGAGCGACUUGGAACAGUACUUGUACAAGUCAGUAGCUACUGCAAUGAGAUUGAGAAGCGCUGCGGUGCUGCCAGUCGACGCAGCCUGCCCGAAUACCACCACGAAGCCUGGCACAGCGAAGAACAACGUAAGGCUGCCGCACAACCCCAGACAGAGCCGAGUCGUACCAGCCAUAAGCACGGUCACCGGCGCUCGUCCCAGAAAGAAGGGGAUAGUCCGCCCAUGACAGCAAAGGACUCAGCUUACUCUUCAUUGUCAGGAGCUUCGAUCGUGUCGCCAGCUAGCACUGCGCCUCCACGUUCAGCGUCGUCGAGCGCUCAAUUUGGCCUGUUUCCAAGCAGUGCCCGGCAUACCCCCAAACAGUCGAUGUCUGGCAAAUUCGGGGGUGCUGCGACACCUUCGAGUUCGAACUUACGAUCUGUGAAGUCUGCCGAACCACCAGAUAGGCCACCAACUUCUACCAGUGUUUAUUCAGAGACAACCAGCAAGAGGCUGCUCAAGAGAAGCAGUCUACAGUCGCUCAGGCGUUUCUUCACCAAGAAGAAGAACGACAUACAUACCAUUGCGGAGUGA
Didymella exigua CBS 183.55 is the source of this 1386-nucleotide messenger RNA. RefSeq lists its product as uncharacterized. NCBI's taxonomy places the organism in Eukaryota, Fungi, Ascomycota, Dothideomycetes, Pleosporales, Didymellaceae. Bases 1 to 1386 code for a protein of 461 amino acids. The transcript is spliced from 2 exons. The record is from RefSeq and is a predicted model, not a curated record.